This is a messenger RNA of Mastomys coucha (southern multimammate mouse), 2914 nucleotides long. It is a transcript of the gene Pcsk4, whose product is annotated as proprotein convertase subtilisin/kexin type 4. Gene Ontology annotation, cellular component: Golgi membrane; trans-Golgi network. The record is from RefSeq and is a predicted model, not a curated record. Gene Ontology annotation, molecular function: serine-type endopeptidase activity. NCBI's taxonomy places the organism in Eukaryota, Metazoa, Chordata, Mammalia, Rodentia, Muridae. Gene Ontology annotation, biological process: peptide hormone processing.
AAAACGUUCGAAGCGCUGGCGCAGACCGUCCAUGGCGGCGGCGGGCGCGGGGCAGGCCACUCAAGCACGCCCGUAGCCUCGCGCACCGGCGCCGCCGAGAGCUCACCACUUUCGCCACCCGCCCACCGCCCGGCCCCGCCCCGCCACUUUCAGCCCCGGACCCUGGCUCCGCCCCCACCUCCCGGCUCUGGCCAAUGGGAGGGCAGGGCGGACAAAGGAGGUGGGGCCUGCCCCGUCUCCCCGGCCGCAUGGCCCUUUGGCCAGGGUGGAGGCCGGGGCGGCAGCGAGGAGUCCGGAGGGGGCGGGGCCCCAAGAUGCUGGCGUGUUGAUUGGUCAAGGGGGUGGGGCACGAUACUGAUUGGACAAGCGGUAGAUUAUUGACGGAGAGCGAUUGACGUGGGUGGAGCUAGUUGAGAAACAGAUGGGAGGAGCCUGGCUAAGCUCAGCGCUGAUUGGACAGACCAGAAAAGGCGGGGUUGAUCACAAAGGAGGCGGGACUACACUGGAAAAAACGAAGCUGAUCUCGAAGGAGGGGCGUGGAGAAAAGUGGGCGGGGCCAAAUAAAGGUUGAAGGCACCUGUUACCUUGAACCUGCUCCUAAGGGGCAGAUGGAGAAGUUGUCCUUGUAUAUGUGGAGAAAGUGAGGUUCCCGAAGGCUUAGGUCUGUAUGGCUGUGUCUCUCCGUGUGGGAUAUUCCCACCCCUCACAGGUGGAGAGGGGGGUGGGGGAGGAAGGAAGCGCAAGGCCCCUUGGGAGUUGAAGCUUCAGGUUGCUAUGGUGUCUAGGCUGGAGGGGCUUCCUAAAGCCCCGCCCCCGCCCCGCCCCCCGCUAUGCGGCCCUCCCAGACAGAGCUGUGGCUGGGUCUGGCUUUGGCUUUGGCCCUCCUGGCUGUGAGGUGGGCCUCAGCCCAAGCCCCCAUCUAUGUCAGCAGCUGGGCAGUGCGGGUGACCAAAGGUUACCAGGAGGCUGAGCGCCUGGCACGUAAAUUUGGCUUCGUCAACCUGGGACAGAUCUUCCCUGAUGACCAGUAUUUCCAUCUGCGGCACCGGGGUGUGGCCCAGCAGUCCCUGACUCCACACUGGGGCCAUCGUCUGCGCCUUAAGAAAGAGCCCAAGGUGCGCUGGUUUGAGCAGCAGACUUUGAGGAGGCGGGUGAAGCGCUCCCUGGUGGCACCCACAGACCCCUGGUUUUCCAAGCAGUGGUACAUGAACAAGGAGAUACAACAAGAUCUCAACAUCCUAAAGGUUUGGAACCAGGGACUGACUGGCCGGGGAGUGGUGAUCUCCAUCUUGGAUGAUGGCAUCGAGAAGGACCACCCGGACCUCUGGGCUAAUUAUGACCCUCUGGCCAGCUAUGACUUCAAUGACUAUGACCCAGACCCCCAGCCUCGCUACACACCCAAUGACGAGAACCGACAUGGAACCCGCUGUGCUGGGGAGGUGUCUGCCACAGCCAACAACGGUUUCUGUGGUGCUGGCGUGGCCUUCAAUGCCAGAAUUGGAGGCGUGCGCAUGCUGGAUGGAGCCAUCACUGACAUCGUGGAGGCUCAGUCCCUCAGCCUGCAGCCGCAACACAUACACAUCUAUAGCGCCAGCUGGGGCCCAGAGGACGAUGGCCGCACGGUGGAUGGCCCCGGCCUCCUCACGCAGGAGGCCUUCAGGCGUGGAGUAACCAAGGGCCGCCAAGGGCUGGGCACAUUGUUCAUCUGGGCCUCGGGAAACGGUGGCCUCCAUUAUGACAACUGCAAUUGUGACGGCUACACCAACAGCAUCCACACGCUGUCAGUGGGCAGCACCACGCGGCAGGGCCGAGUGCCUUGGUACAGCGAGGCCUGCGCCUCCACGUUCACUACCACCUUCAGCAGCGGUGUGGUCACCGACCCACAGAUCGUCACUACGGACCUGCACCACCAGUGCACGGACAAGCACACCGGCACCUCGGCCUCCGCCCCUCUGGCCGCUGGCAUGAUCGCCUUGGCGCUGGAGGCCAACCCACUUCUGACCUGGAGGGACCUACAGCACCUGGUGGUCCGCGCGUCCAGGCCGGCGCAGCUGCAGGCGGAGGACUGGAGGAUCAACGGCGUGGGGCGCCAAGUGAGCCACCACUAUGGCUAUGGGCUGCUGGACGCGGGGUUGCUGGUGGACCUGGCUCGCGUGUGGCUGCCCACUAAGCCUCAGAAGAAAUGUACCAUUCGGGUGGUGCACACCCCCACCCCCAUCCUGCCUCUGAUGCUGGUGCCCAAGAACGUGACAGUGUGCUCCGAUGGCUCACGCCACCACCUCAUCCGCUCGCUCGAGCACGUGCAGGUCCAGCUGUCGCUCUCCUACAGCCGCCGCGGGGACCUGGAGAUCUUCCUCACCAGCCCCAUGGGCACGCGCUCCACGCUCGUGGCCAUCAGACCCUUGGAUAUCAGCAACGAAGGCUACAACAACUGGAUCUUCAUGUCCACUCACUACUGGGAUGAAGACCCGAAGGGCCUGUGGACUCUGGGCCUGGAGAAUAAGGGCUACUAUUUUAACACAGGAACUCUGUACUACUACACGCUGCUGCUGUAUGGGACGGAUGAGGACAUGACAGCGCGGCCCCAGGCCCCCCAGGUGACCAGCCGGCGCGCGUGUGUGCAGAGGGACACAGAGGGGCUGUGCCAGGAAAGUCCCAGUCCCCUCUCCAUCCUGGCAGGACUCUGCCUCAUCUCCAGCCAGCAGAGGUGGUGGCUCUACAGCCACACACAGCAGCCAGUGACCCAGGGACAGGCCAGCUGUCACCCUCCUGUUACACCUGCUGCGGCAGCCUGACCAGCGACUACGCUGCCUGUCCCCUGUCCCUUGUGCUGGAAGAGCUCCAGAGCUCCUCCACUUCUGGCUGCCACCCCAGCUGCCAGUCUUGGGCCAUGGUGCUGGCCCUGUUGGCCAGG